Alternaria atra is the source of this 1767-nucleotide messenger RNA. RefSeq lists its product as uncharacterized. Lineage: Eukaryota; Fungi; Ascomycota; Dothideomycetes; Pleosporales; Pleosporaceae. The record is from RefSeq and is a predicted model, not a curated record. The transcript is spliced from 3 exons. The coding region runs from base 1 to 1767 and encodes 588 amino acids.
AUGGCACCUCCACCCGAUUCCCAGGAGGACCGUGCAGCGUUCGUUGAUGCUUGUAUCGCCGCCAAGCAAAGGAAAGCGCGGGAUGUCUGGGAGUCACUUGGCUUGACCAGUGGGAAGGCCAAUGACUUACAGAAAGGGUAUUUUGCGAAGGAAGAAGCCAACGAACUUCAGGCAGACGUUGAGCAGAUAGCAAAGUUGUUUACUACGUCUCAUCGUUGCAAAUUGGAGGAGUCAAAAUCCUACUUGGCGGAUGAGAACGCCUUCUCCGAUGACGUUUCCAAGCUUGGACAGAAGUACGGAGCAAAGAUAUGGGGUCGUUUAGAAGAUGGCGAGAUACGCUUGUCAGGUCAAUCUCAAGGAAGUGAUAACGAUCAGUAUGACUGGGAUGACGCUGGAGGCCGCAAGAACAUUCUCUUUUUCAUCCGCUGCUGGAUCAUAUGUAUCGUCGUAGCUCCACGAAAAGGGAAAGGGAAAGGGCGAGCCCGGGAGUCAGGUCCAUCUGCAGACCAACACAGCCAUACCAUUAUCGACCUCUCGGAUCCUGGUAGUCCCGUUACUCCAGGUAUGUCGUUUCGGGCACCAGAGCCACCGUGCAUGUAUCCAACGCCUGAACCACGCCGAGAGGCGACAACCACCGGUGCUAGCGAUAAGACUUCGAGCACUUUGCUCAGCUCCGCGACUCAUGCUAGGAGUAACAGCAGCACGACACCAAGUAAGAGAAAAGCGCACGACCCUCACGAACGGACGCCUCCUGGGAAACUGCCGAAGCCUUCGAAGAGCGUUCAAAGAGUUCCAUUACUCUCUCAAGAGCGACGAGAUCCCUACUCUAUUCCCAGAUCCCCUCCUGCAUUUCCAAAUCUGAAGCACUCGUCAUUCGAGAGACGAAGAGAGACCACAUAUGAUACAGAUGCGACAUGGGUGCCGCCUCGAGAAGCAACGGCAGACACGGAAACAGUGGUCGAUGGGGAAGAGGUUCAUCCUGAGGAAGUUGAUUCGUGCCUGCAGAAUGCUAUUGCCAUGGCCCACGAAGACGAAAUGCAGUACGAGUAUGAAGAUGAGAACGCCGCUGGCCCAUCGGGUACCAAUCGAAACCUUCUCAGACAAGACUCGGUUAUCCCGAAUGACGCAAGAGACGCUGAUAUCCAUCCCUCAAUCGAUGAACCUUGCCAAAACGAGGACACAACAAGCGAUGCGUACAACGACGCGAUCAUACAAUCCCUCAUAUCCGACUCGGAACCUGCAAACAAGCAAAACCGUUCCUACCGCCUCGAGCUCUUCAAACUCCUCGUUUCCUACCUUGAUGGCAUUAAACAGUUCGAAUCCAUUAGCCACGACUUCGCCGCCGAAGAACGUAUGAACUUCCUGCUCAACCAUUUCCAGUGCACCGACACAGCAACUUGGCGUUCCAACCACAGCGGCAGCGCUGUUCGCUUGCACUUCGCAUUGGAACGAUGGAUGAGUAUGCGCCACCGCCUAAGCGCUUUCCGCAGUGCAACGGGCUGCUUCGGCCAACCGGGUCAGCAGUGGGAGGAGUUUCUGCGGGGUCUGGACAAUGUUCCGCAUGCGGAGGCUAUCUUGGCUUUUGUAGAGUUGAAGGAUGAUGGAGAGUUAGAAGAGGGGAGAGAGCUUGUUGCAAGACAUGGGUUUGAUGAGGAUCUUAUGGUGGUGUUUGAUGGGUUGACGAGGAUGAAGGGGUGUAACGGGCCGGAGGCAUUCAAGGGCGUGAAAAAGUUUAACAAAGCGUUGCUGAAAUGGUUUGAGGAGUGA